Messenger RNA from Menidia menidia (Atlantic silverside), 2791 nucleotides. The record is from the annotation of a GenBank genome assembly. NCBI's taxonomy places the organism in Eukaryota, Metazoa, Chordata, Actinopteri, Atheriniformes, Atherinopsidae.
UCGUUUGCAGGACUUGCGUAUUUUACUAGAGUACUUUGUAGAUGAUUUUUAAUUCGUUUUUUAGAUUUAAUCAGUCGACGUACCGCAUGCUGCUAAUUGGGAUGUUAAGCUACCCAACUGAGAUGUAAGAUUACAUUAAAGUUUUACGCUGCCGUUUAAAAUGACAUUCUCAGGUCACAAUCCUCAACUUUUCAGAUGGAAAAGGGUCGGGUCUGCAAACAAGAAACAGAUGCCCAUGAGGAAUGAUGAUAUCGAUCAGUGGAGAAAGCGAGUGGAGAUGGCCUCGGAGUUUGCUGUGACUGAAGUCUUCUCACACAAGAGGGCUCAUUCAGGGGUCAGCAGCUUAGCUGUACCUCUGCAAAGCUCAGAACAGCUAAGAGAUCAUGACAGUGCUUACAGUGAAGCUCAGGCUCUUCUGGGUGAUUGGUUGAACAGUAAGUUACGGCUGGAGCUGGAGAUGGAUGAUGAAGAUGCCCUAAUGUCCUCCACCGAGACGAGACGGCCCACUGCACAAGCUAGUUCUCAGCCAAACGUCUUUAACCACAGCACGUUUGACGAUCUUUAUAGCCACCUGGCUGAAGAAGAAGAACAUACUGCUGUUAAUGGCUUUCUACAAGAUCUGAUGAAGCAUGAGGUGCUUGACUCUGGUAUAAUGGAGGAACUGGCGCUUGAUGAUCGAGAAUCACGGAAGAGAUGCAGAGACCCAGUCGUCACCAUGGAAGCACGCCACCAGCAGGUGCGAGAGAAUAGAGCGCGGCGGGAGGCUGACAGACAGAGGCAGCAGAGGGAGAAGGAGGCCCAGCGGGAUGCCAGAACAGAGGCGAAGAGAAGGGAGCGAGAGGAGGAGAUUAGGAAGAACCAGAAGGAACGGAGGCAGGAGGAGCUGAUGCAGCAGGAGAUGGUGAGAUUGCGACGCCAGAUGGAGAGGAGGAGAGGCCUGGAGCAGCCUGUUCGACAGAGAGAGAGAGAAAACCUUGAAGUGCAAAGGGCAGCUGGAAGCCUCCAAUCAACCCCUACACCUCUUACAAAGCAGCCACCGCUGAAUGUUGAGCGACUACAACGAGAACACAAGAUUCAAACUAAAGUUCAACUGAACAGGCUUCAGUGUCUGCGGAGGCAUUUCUCUGGUUGGCAUUCAGCGAUGUUGGACCGAAGACUGCACAUGAAUAAAGCCAUCGCGCUUUCUACCUGGAGGAGGCAGCUUAGGGCAUGGCGGGCAUGGCGAGCAGUGGUGUGGGCUCAGCGGACGCAGCGAGAGGUGGCAAGAGCAGAAGCUGCGCUGCGAAUGGAAAAGAGGCAACACCAGCUGGCUGUUAAAAGUGACCAAAGGCGGUUGUUACAGCGAUGUCUGAAUGAGUGGCAGCUUUGGUGUCGAUUGGAAAAGGAAAAACGGGAACUUCUGGCCCGGCAGCAGGAGACCAAAUGCAAAAUGGCUGCGUUACUUAAUGCCGCAUCUACAGGCAAGCUCACAGCCACAGAAACUCCUGCUGAUCAGUCUAAAAGGGUCCCACCAGAGCCUCCGAACCAAUCUGAGACCAUGGUGAAGAGGGUUAGCCACAGGUUACGCACUAUAGCCCCUGGCAACUCCACAGUGAAACCGGCCAAGACUUCUGUGAGAACUGUGCCCCGGCCUUUCGAACCAUGGAAGGUGACCCGGCGCCUGACAGUACCCUCGGCUGCAGAACUCUGUGAGGCUCGGCAGAGAGUUGAGGCGGAGGACAGGCCAACCAUUCAGCAGCAGAUCAUUGCACAACAAAGAAGGCUGCUGCAGGAGCAGCAGGAGCAAAUUGCCCGGCUGAAAGAAAAGCAAAACUUGAUGGAUUUGCAGCCUGAAAUGGAGAAACCUGCACAGCUUUCUGAGGUACCAGUAACAGGAGGAACCAGGACAAAGAGCCACAGCCUUAACACCAUGGAGCAGAGAGCACAGGGAUUUGCUGAAGAACCUGGCAGUCAGGGCGCACCUUUGAAGAAAGCUACCCAACAGCAGACAAGCCUCCAUCCCAUCAUAAAGGCCAUGGAGGCCCGAGCAAAACAGCGCGCAGAACGAAGGAAGGAGAUCGAGGAACUCAAGAGAAAAAAGGAAAAUAUAAAGCUGGCUGAAAUGAAAGCCGCAGAGGAGCAAAGGCAGAGGGAAGAAGAAGAGGAGAAAUGCAAGGCUGCUGAGAAGCGAAGGGAGGAGAAGAGGCUGGAAAGAGAGAGGGAGGAGGAAAAACAAAGGCAGCUGAGAAGGCAACAGGAGCUCAUGAGAUUGGCCCGUCAGCACUAUCGCAGAACCUUACUGCUACGACAAGGCCUGGCCCCAUGGAAACGACUGAUUCAGCUCAGACAAACCAACAUGGAGCUGGCUGAGAAUCAUCACAAUCUCUUCCUCCUGAGACGGUGCGUACUGAGAUGGCAGCAGUCAGCAAGAGAGUCCCUUUAUGGGAAAGAGGCUUUAGCUGACCAACUAUACCAGCACAUUUUGCUCCGGAGAAGCUUAAACUGCUGGAAGCGUCUCAGAGACAUGUGGAUGAUUCAGGAGGAGCGAGCUGAACGUUUUUAUCGCAAACGCACUCUGAGGAAGUUUCUGCUCGCCUUGCUGCACCAUGUGACCCAAGAGAGGCUGGUGGAUUGGGAGCGUCAGGGGCUGGCUGUGGAGCAUAAUAACAGACGGGUGGUACAAAGAUGUUUCCUGGCCUGGAGGCAGCUUCCAUGUGUGCUGCGCAGGGAGAGGGAGAGGGACGGGCGGCGGGAGAAGCUGAGCCGGAAAGUGGCAGAGGUUCUGCCUGACUUCUGCUCCCAUGUACUGUAA